Nicotiana attenuata is the source of this 1222-nucleotide messenger RNA. RefSeq names its product CRIB domain-containing protein RIC4-like. The transcript has 3 exons. NCBI's taxonomy places the organism in Eukaryota, Viridiplantae, Streptophyta, Magnoliopsida, Solanales, Solanaceae. Bases 157 to 690 code for a protein of 177 amino acids. The record is from RefSeq and is a predicted model, not a curated record.
UAAUAACAAAGGCAACUAGCUAGCAUUAUAUAACAAACUAUUGUCUUUCACCAACCAUCUUCUUCUUCCAAAAACUCUCAAGAAAAAAGAAAUUUUGACAAGUUUUUGUGUGUGUGUGUGUGUUUUCUUUACUAGGUUUGUUAGAAUACAACAAUAAUGAGGUAUAGAAUGGAAAGAUUUGUGUUACUUCCAUUUUCUGUGGGUUGCAUUUCUGAAUCAAGUGUUGCAGUUGGUCAUCAUCAUCAGCUUAAUAAAAGUACAACCCCUGAACUCAAGUUAACUCCCACAAGAAGCCAAAAAGAAGGAAAGGAGGAAGAGCAAGAUCAAGAAGAUGAAGAUGACAAAAGUUUGGAGGGUGAAAAUUUGAAGAACACAUUAGGCCAUAUGGCCCUUCCCAAGUUUCAGAGGCUUUUUAAAAAUUUCAAGAACUUGUCUCAGUUAUUUGUGGAUAAGGAAGAAAUGGAAGAAGAAGAGGAGAUGGGAAUGGAAAUAGGAUUACCAACAGAUGUGAAGCAUGUAACGCACAUUGGAAUAGAUGAUGAUUCUACUUCUAUUCUUUCAACAAGAAAUUGGGAUCAUCUUAAAUCUCCUAAUGAUAAUUUCCUCACUCAUUUCCCUUCUAAUUUCCCUUUAUCUCCUUUUGCCAUGGCUCAUUCCCCUAAUCACAUUUCCAUGGCUAGCUCCUCUUAAUUAAUUCAUCAAUUACCGCUUUUCACUCGUCCACCACUGAAAACACCAUUUUUCGUUCGACUUGUAUGUGUUAAGCAUGUCGCCAUAGGCUCGUUUCCCACAAUCAAAAAAGGAUCAAUGUAAUUCUUAAAUGUUGGAAAAUUUGUGUCAAUGUUACCUUUAAUUGGUUCUUGUCAAAGUGUGGUACUUGGAUGGAUUACUUGCCUACAGAGUUUGUUGGGUGUGGGAUAAAAGUUCAAAUGUAUAUUUGUUUCCUUUUUACUUCAGUUAAAAAUGAAUAAGUUCAUUAUUAUUAUUAUUAAUUAUUAUGCACGUUUGAGUAAUGAAUGGUGUAUGCAUAUAAGAUCCAUUUUCGACCUAUUGUUUUAUGUCUUUCAGGCCAAACUAUACUGGAUUUUGGCUCUUGUCAAAAGUAUUGUACUAUGAUUGCUUCUUGCCUAUAUAGUUUGUCGGUAUGGGAAAAAACAUUCAAAUGUAUAUUCUCUUUCUUUUUCUUUCGGUGAAAAUAAAUGAAUUCAUUUUGUUGUUGUUA